Messenger RNA from Tigriopus californicus, 3200 nucleotides. It is a transcript of the gene mor, whose product is annotated as SWI/SNF complex subunit SMARCC2-like. The record is from RefSeq and is a predicted model, not a curated record. Gene Ontology annotation, biological process: positive regulation of DNA-templated transcription. Gene Ontology annotation, cellular component: SWI/SNF complex. Gene Ontology annotation, molecular function: DNA binding; histone binding. NCBI's taxonomy places the organism in Eukaryota, Metazoa, Arthropoda, Copepoda, Harpacticoida, Harpacticidae.
UCCGGAUUGCCCGCUCUACUCUGCCCGAUUGGCUCCUGGGCAAAAUGGCCAUGGAGCCCAAGAAGAACGGUGGGCCGGUCCAGAAAUUCUGGGAUGCGCCCGAAGUCAUCAAGGCCUUGGAAAGCGUCAAAUCCUGGUUGAGUCGCAAUGCCAAGAAGCACGUAGCGAGUGACCCGCCCACCGCCAAAUCCUUGUCGCAGCUCAUCUCGCAGAUGAUUCAGUUCCAGGAGGAUCAUCUGGGUAAAGGCGCCAAAAGUCCGCCUUUUACACGAUUGCCCAUCCGAUUAUUCUUGAACUUUCUCCCGGAUGGCCCGCUGUGCCACAUUUUGGCGGCCAUGUACAAGUUCAAGCACGAGCAAGCUUGGCGUCGAUUCGAUCUGAGUUCGCCGUCGCGGAAAGAGGCCAACCUCCAGAUGUGCACCAAAGUCGAGGAGGCCCUGAUCGAGCAUGAGAUGCACAUGCUACCCAAGCUAUUUUUGCGCAAGGAGCUGGACAAAGACGAUAAGGACAAGGUCAAGGAAGUGGCUCAGAGGCGCGGUUUGACGCUCACCGAGGACGAAACUGAGGCCACUCACAUCUUGUAUCCGGCGGCCGAAGGCGACACCGAAAUCUAUUGCCGACCCGUCUUUAAGAAGGGCGACAAGUGCAUGGUCCACUUUUACCGCAUGCCGGAAUCGCGCGACAAUUACGGAACGUGCUAUCCACCCGAGGAGAAAGAGCCCAUGGAAUUUGGCGAAGAGCCCAUUCGCGAAGAACAGUAUCACGUCAGCCUCGAGUGGCUCAUGGAAAUGGAGGAGUACAACGAAUUCAUGACCGAGGAGGACUUUGAAGUCGAUGAGACCGGUGAGCCUAAGUUGAACGAGUUGAACCUAGGUUAUGAAGAGUUCUCCGCCUGCGAAGAGAAGCCCCUCAAGAAAAAGGGUUCUAGCAAGCGCACGCGUUCACCCUCGCCCUCGCCCACACCCAAAUCAUCGCGCAAGGGCAAAAACAACAGCGGGGGCGGUCGCUCAACUAGUAAGAAACCGCGAACGUUGGCCGAUGAUGACGACGAUGACGACCUGACCCAGGACCUGGAUGAUCCCACCCCCGACCAAAGCAUCACCGAGAUCAAAAUCACCUCGGGCAAUGCGGGUAAGGCCGAUAUGCAAACCAGUCGAGGGGGCGGUAGCACCUAUAUGGACAUGGAUGAAAAAUCCCAAGACUCGCAGCGGUCCAUGGAUCGUGAGGGUCGUCGGAACGAAGAAGACAAGGAGGAGAACGACGAUAACGUCACCGAGCAGACCCAUCACAUCAUCGUGCCCUCGUAUAGCGCUUGGUUCGAUUACAACGGCAUCCACACGGUCGAGAAACGAGCGUUACCCGAAUUCUUCAAUGGGAAGAACAAAAGCAAAACGCCCGAAGUGUUCAUCUCGUACCGGAACUUCAUGAUUGACACCUACCGCCUGAAUCCCACCGAGUACCUGACCAGCACGGCCUGUCGUCGCAAUUUAGCCGGCGAUGUGUGCGCCAUCAUGCGCGUUCACGCUUUCCUCGAGCAAUGGGGUCUGAUCAACUACCAGGUGGAUAUUGAUGCUAAACCCACUCUGAUGGGCCCACCCCCGACGUCGCAUUUCCACCUCUUGGCCGACACCCCGGCUGGUUUGCAGCCAGUGAAUCCGCCUAAGACGGCCCAACCUUCAGCCGCUCGCACCAUGAUCGAUUUAGAUGGGAAACGCGUGGAUCGCUCUUCUGGACAGGGCGAUGAAAGCGAUGACAAGAAGAAGCCAUCGGACAUCGCCAUUGGCACCGAGUUCGGGCUCAAAACCGAUCAGUAUGACAAGAAGAAUGCCGCGCUCAAACAGUCUACGGCUGCUGUGGCAUCCAGAGAUUGGACCGAGCAGGAGACGUUACUCUUGCUCGAGGCUUUAGAAAUGUACAAAGACGAUUGGAACAAGGUCUGUGAACAUGUCGGUUCGCGCACCCAGGAUGAGUGCAUUCUCCACUUCCUGCGCUUACCCAUCGAGGAUCCCUACUUGGAAGAUCCGGCCCACGGGGGUGGAGCUUUGGGUCCAUUGGCAUUCCAGCCCAUUCCUUUUAGCCAAGCCGGCAAUCCGAUCAUGUCCACGGUGGCCUUUUUGGCGAGUGUAGUGGAUCCCCGAGUAGCUUCCUCCUCGGCCAAAGCCGCGAUGGAGGAGUUUGCGCGGAUCAAGGACGAAGUGCCCUCGGUCAUCAUGGACGCCCACAUGAAGAACGUUAAAGAGGCCGUGGAUGACGGCUCGGAGACGCCUGCCCAAACGGGAUUAGAGAAAUCGGGAAUAGCUGGAACUGCCGCGGAGAAAGAGGACACGAAAGAUGAAGAGGAGAAGAAAGAAGAGGAGAAAAAGGACGGUGAGAAAUCGACCGCGGAAAAGAGUGACAAGAAAGAAGAGCCCAUGGAAGUAGAUCCGUCCGCCGCCCGUAAGAAGGAUGAGUCCAAGGCUGAUAGGGAGAACCAAGAGAAGACCGAGAACGAAAAAGCCAAGGGUAAAAAAGCAGAGGUCCCGCAAGAUCGACUCAUCAAAGACGGCCAACUUCAAUCGGCCGCAGCCACAGCUUUGAGUGCAGCGGCAGUCAAAGCCAAACAUUUGGCUGCCGUGGAAGAGCGCAAGAUCAAAUCGCUAGUGGCUCUUUUGGUGGAAACCCAGAUGAAGAAACUCGAGAUCAAACUACGGCAUUUUGAGGAGUUGGAAACGAUCAUGGAUCGAGAGAGGGAAGCGCUCGAGUACCAACGUCAGCAACUCAUACAGGAACGUCAGCAAUUCCACCUGGAGCAACUCCGAGCGGCAGAAUUUCGGGCUCGCUCAGCCGCACAGCAAAAGCUCUCCCAAGAAUCUGCCACGGCCGGAAGCUCAGCCGCCCCGUCUCCUUUGGCUGCCGGGGCAGUGCCAUCUACUGCCGGCCCGCCGCUCGGUACUGCGCCGGCCGCUCCCAUGGCCAGCAUGGCCGCACCUCCUCCGGCGCCAGUCCCAACUGGGGUCAAAUAAGCCAAAACGGGCAAUCUUCUAGCAUGUACAUUCUAGCUUAGAUCUAUUUCUCCCCGAUAAUUUACUCUUCUGUCCCGGAAAAUGUUACUGCUGGUUUUCUUGUAAGAUUUUGAAUACAUUGACCCCAAAUGACAGCGGUUUUUUUUUUGUAUGAUACGCAUUUUUUGUCCUUGAAUAAAUGUUCCAAAAUAUCGAUAA